AUGACCGCGGCGACGGAGGAGAAAACCGAGCGCGAGUACGCCGCGAUGGCGGAGGGGCUCGGGAAGAAGCUCAAGACCGCGAUCAGCGGCGGGAAAGCGCCGCUCUUGAAGAUUCUGCAGGACGCGUCCGACGCGCUUUCGAGGGUAGGCCAAGGCGAAGAAGGCGGCGAGAUCAAGGAGCUCCCGAAGAACCUCGUCCUUAAAGGACUUCUGAAGAACAAAGACCAGAUCCUCGCGCUCGUCUCGCAGGAAGUUCGCCUGUACACCGCGCUGUGCCUCAGCGACGUGCUGCGGAUCUUCGCCCCCGAGGAGCCGUUUCAGAACGACGAGACGCUCAAGGACAUCUACAGCGCGUUCCUCGAAGCGCUGAAACACCUCGAGGACCCGACGAAAGUCGCCUUCCAGUGCGCGCAGUCGCUCUUACAGAACAUCGCGACGAUCGGUCUGUGCGUCCCGAUGCUCGACCUCGAGUGCGAGGGCGCGGGCGCGCUCGUCGUGAAGCUGUUUCAAGUCUUGCUCGACGCGGUGAACCCGAUGAACGCGUCGCUCGUGGAGGAAGACGCGACGAAGGUGCUGUGGACGAUGCUCGAGGAGUCCGAGGACGUCGGUCCGGAGAUUCUGAGCGCGAUCAUGGAGAGGCUCGUGCAGCCGUGUAAGACGGACAACUCCGCCGCGCACGCGUUGGCGUGCGAGCUGAUUCGUAAAAACGACAGCAACUUGCAGCUCGCGGUGCAACACUUCUUGAUCGACGCGCUGAAGAACAAAGGGAACGGCGAGCACGCCAUGAGCAAGCGGUUCGUGGACGUCCUCGAGGCGAUCGCGGUCGUGGACUCCACGUCACUCGUCACCGUGUGGCCGGUGCUCAUGGACGAGCUUCACUGCGACGACGAGGAUGCGCGGAUGCGCGCGGUGAAGGUUUUCGGCCGCGUCCUCGCUGCGCCGGGGAGCACGGUAGCGAAGGACUUCGCGCACUACCUCACGCAGUUCCUGAGACGGUUUCAAGAUAAGAAGCCGGAGGUGAGAGUCGAGAUGCUGAAGUGGGCGUCCGCGUUCGUCCUGAACAGCGAGUGCGACGACGCCGCGAUCGAGAACGAAGUCGUGUCGCACUUUAAAGAGCGCCUGUACGACUUCGAAGAGAAAGUGCGCGUCGCCGCCGUCGCCGCGGUGAGCGACAUCGCGGAGGUGAAGCCGAACGCGAUCGACGGCGAAAUGUUACGGUCCCUAGGCGAGCGCAUGAGGGACAAGCGCGCGAGCGUGAGACAUCCGGUAAUGAAGCGUCUCGGCGCGGUGUACCGAGCGUUCGCUGGUCGACACGCCGACGCGGAGACGCCCGCCGCGGAGGCGGCGCGGUUCGAUUGGAUCCCGAGCACGCUGCUGAAAGGGUGCGCGCAGGCGGACGUCAUGCACCACGGCGUCGAGCCCGUGAUCGUGGAUCUGUUCCCCGCGCGCGUCUCCGUCGAGCGCCGGUCCAUGUUCUGGCUCUCCGCGCUGUGCAAGCAAGACGAGCACGCGAGCAAGGCGCUGUGCUGCAUCUUGCGGAACAAGACCUACGCGCAGCGGGACGUGCGAGCGUAUUUGGACCUUCGAACGAAGUCCCGGGCGUCGCAGAUGUCCCAGGGCACCGGGGAGGAGCUCGCGGACGUCUCCGCGGACGACUUCACGCGGGCGAUUCACACGAUCGCGUGCCAUUUCCCGGAUCAAACGAAAGCGGUCGCGAGCAUGGAGAAGGUUCACGCGAUGAAGGAUGGGAACAUCUUCCGCGGGUUCUCUUCGCUUUUAAAGCCGGAGUUGUCCGCGGCGGAGUGCACUUCGAUCACGGACGACGUCCUGAAGCGCAUCGGGAGCAAGAGCGCGACGUACGAGUUCGCGAAGCUGCUCAUGAUCAAGAUCGCGCAGCAGCCGUUCGGUCGCGAGCACGUCAGAAAGGUGCUCGACAUCGUCGCCGCCGCGGCGAAGCACAAAAACGCGACCGGAUCGAUGACCGCCGCGCUCGAGCACCUCGUGCAGCUCGCCGGGAGCGCGCCGCACAUCUUCCAGGGCGUCGCGAAGGAGCUCUCGAGCUUGAUCUUCCACGCGGACGCCUCCGUCGUCACCGCGGCGUGCAAAAUCACCGCGGACGCGCCGAACUGCCUCGCCGGCGCGGGGUCGCGCCAGGCGAAGAUUUGCGAGAGGCUCAAGCUGUUGUGCGUCGAGGGGACGCGCACGCAGGCGAUGCACGCGGCGGCGACGCUCGCGAAGCUCGCGGCGAUCGGCGAGAGAAACAGCGAACACGCGAACGACCUCUUCGUCGCCGUCGUCGAAGCCGCGCAGGAGGACGAGCUCCUGGACAGCAACCUCCCCGCGGUGCUCGCGACGGUGCAAGUCGUCGCGUCGAACGCGCCCGGGUUGUUUUUACGUCACCUCGAAGGCGUGGAGAGGUUCAUCGUGAACGACGUCCUGAAGCGCGAGCUGCCUCGCGGUAAGAAAUCUCGCGCGGCGGCGAGCUCCGUCGCGGAACUGCGCGGGUGGGGGAUCGAGGCGUUAGCGAACGGCUGCUGUCGCGCGGCGUCGCUCACGGGGGAGCAGGCUGCGAGCGACGAGAGAAGAGGGUUCAUCGCGCGCGUCGUGGACGUCUUGCGCGCGACGCUCUCGGAGCCGAUCUCCGGGACGGAGGCGGACGCCGCGCACGUUAAGAUCGCCGCGGUGAAGGCGACGCUCUUGAUCGCGCGCACGGAGAACGCGUCGAUCCCGGCUGACGUGUUCAUCGCCGCGAUGUACGCGUCGAGGUACGCCCCGGACGACGUCAUCGACAUGAUACAGCAUGGCGUCGCGAAGGAGGGGCUGCCCCACGUGUACGCGUCCGCGCUCGCGGUCCUCGCGGUGGAGUGCCGCGGGGACACGCGGAAGUUCGCGUCCGACGCGCUUCUCGCGGUCGUGGACCGCGUCCGCGCCAAGUCGGAAGCCUCCGUCGCGAGGUUGAGCCGCGUCAUGAAGGACGAAGAGAAGCUCUCGCGGACGCUGCUCACGUACACGCCGGAGUACGCGCUGACGACGCUCGUGUACCUCCUCGCGCACCACCCUUCGCUCCCGAGCAAAGAAGACGGCGCGGCGAACGACGGGAUCGCGUACCGCCCGUUUCAGCAGAUGAUCAGCGUCGCGGUGAACGCGCUCGUUCACGGCACGAACGGGGAGACGAUCCCCGCGGCGUACGCGAUGAUGCGAGGGUUGAAACGCGCGAAGGACGCGAACGAGGAGGACGCGAACGACCACGGGAUUUACGUCCUCGCGGACAUCGCGCUGUUCGUGCUCAAGGACGUCGCGUCCACGAAAGGGUGGGACACCGGUCCGUACCCUGGCAAGGUGGCGUACGAUCGCAAGCUGUACGUCGUCGGUCAGAGCGGGACCGCGCGAAACGACCCGCUCACGGAGGGCGGACGCCCGAGGGUCGGGGACUUUUCCCACCUCCCCGUCGGGUUCUCGCUGAAGAGCGGCAAAGCGGCCGCGGGCGGGGCGAGGACGAAACCGUCGGGAGGGAGGAACAACGAGAACGCCCUGGCGCUCGCGAUGACCCCCGCGGCGAAACCCACGGCGGCGCCGUCGCGGAUGAUGCCGGAACGCGCCGCGAGGAAAGCCGCGAUCGUGGACGACGCGGACGCGAGCGUCGAAGACGAGGACGACAUCCUCCCCGAGUCGAACGACGCGGACGUCGUGAACCUGGGGCGGUAUGGUAUGGAGGUGAUCGCGCCGCCGCUAGAGCUUCCCGCGCCGGGCGGAUGGGACGACGCGCAGACGUUGGUCGGGAGCGACGAAGCCGCGACGGCGACGGAGGCGCCGACGACGGCGCCGAAAACCGCGCCGCGGCCGGCGCCGAGAAGCGCGGAGAAGUCCGACGCCGGCGGGUCUUCGCACAAGAAAAAGUUCUUGAGGCCCCUGAGCGACAAGAAGAACACGGAUAACAAGCCGUCGCCGCUGACGGCGAAGACUCCGGUCGCGAAAGUCGCGAGCCCGGUGACGGCUCUGCGCAGGACGCGCAGGAGGCAGGAGAACGUGGACGAGUAUGAUUUUUCCCCGGAGCUCGACGUCGCGGAGGCGCCGGUGCGGGUGAGCAAGAAAGCGAAGGGAAAACGGUGA
Molecule: messenger RNA, 4110 nt
Organism: Micromonas pusilla CCMP1545
Lineage: Eukaryota; Viridiplantae; Chlorophyta; Mamiellophyceae; Mamiellales; Mamiellaceae
Exons: 4
Coding region: 1-4110 (1369 amino acids)
Biological process (GO): DNA repair; mitotic sister chromatid cohesion
Cellular component (GO): nucleus; chromatin
Source: RefSeq, a predicted model, not a curated record